This is a messenger RNA of Vitis riparia (riverbank grape), 2834 nucleotides long. Its product is annotated as probable ADP-ribosylation factor GTPase-activating protein AGD14. Gene Ontology annotation, molecular function: GTPase activator activity. The transcript is spliced from 13 exons. The record is from RefSeq and is a predicted model, not a curated record. Lineage: Eukaryota; Viridiplantae; Streptophyta; Magnoliopsida; Vitales; Vitaceae. The coding region runs from base 310 to 2394 and encodes 694 amino acids.
UGUUGGAAACCAAGCUAAUGCACAGCUAAAAAACCCAAUAAAAGAGAAACGAAAGGCACUUUAAUCUCCAAUCGAGUUGAUUGGAGAGAGAGGGAGUUGGUUACUGUUGAAUGCAACAUUCGAAAAAAACCUAGCCCUAGAUUCAAAAUCUCUGAAUCAUUUUCGAAUUUCACCCCACCCCCCACAGAAUCCUAGUUUCCAGCUCUUCGGAUCUUCUCGUUUCAUUUUCCGAGGUUCUUCGGAUCUUCCAAGGAAAAUCCUUCUCGGGUUUGGGGUUUGGGUCCUCAUAGCUCUUCCAUUAGUCCAAGGAUGAGUAGUCGAAAGGAAGAAGAGAGGAAUGAGAAGAUCAUCCGAGGCCUCAUGAAGCUGCCUCCGAAUCGAAGAUGCAUCAACUGCAACAGCUUGGGUCCUCAGUAUGUCUGUACAAAUUUUUGGACUUUUGUUUGUACCACUUGUAGUGGGAUACAUCGGGAGUUUACUCACCGUGUGAAGUCUGUCUCCAUGGCAAAGUUCACUUCACAAGAAGUUGAAGCUCUUCAAAAAGGUGGCAAUCAGCGUGCAAGGGAAUUAUAUUUGAAAGAUUGGGAUACACAAAGGCAGAGAUUGCCUGAUAUCAGUAAUGUUGAUAAAGUACGGGAUUUCAUUAAGAGUGUCUAUGUGGAUAGAAGAUAUGCUGUAGGAAAGACAUCUGACAAGCCUCCGAGAGAUACACAGAACCUGAGAGACCGUGAUGAGGAGACAAGACGAGCCAGUUCAUAUCACUCUUAUUCCCAAAGUCCACCUUAUGAUUAUCAAUAUGAAGAUCGACGGUAUGGAAAGCAAGCUGCUGUGCUUACUAGGAAACCUGGUUCAGACCGAGGCCUCUAUGAUGGGAAGAUCUCAAGUUUUGUUUACAGUCCUGGUCGCUUAAGUGAUCAAAUGUGUGAGGAUCGGUUUGCAAAUGAUGGCUCUGGUGAUCCAUUCAGGUCCAAUAUCCAGUCACCAAAUUUUCAGAAGGGCAUUGGAUUCAGCAGUCCUCCUAUUCAUCCUUCAAGGGGUAUCUUAAUUGGAGAUGCACAGCAACAAACAAUAAAUACCGUUGUGGAGGAAAACUCCAGGAGAGAUGGGUUUCAACGUCCACAGAGAACUACAUCUUCUGGAAGCUUUGGAUCAUUUGAUAGCAACUCCAUGUCUAUCAAGUCAGCUAAUUCCAGUAAUUUUAUGGAUGUUGUCUCAGAACCUGAGCAAUCUACUGGUGGGGCACACCAGGAUAAAAUAUCCGAGCUUCAUGCAUUACCGCGAUCAUCUGUUUCUGGAUAUCCUGUCAGCUUGGACCUUUUUGAUGCACCCUUUGCACCAGAAACUGUGACUUCUUCAGCUUCAUCUAUUGAUUUGUUUCAGUUACCUGUGACAUCAUCAGUUCCAUCUGUUGAUUUAUUUCAACAAUCCUCAGUUUCUUCAGUUUCAUCCAUGAAUCCUCAUCAAGCUUCCCAGACUUCACCACCUUCGGCUUUUGACUUCUUUGCUGAGAUUAAUCAGCAGCAGUCGGCAGCCACCUUGCAUCAAAAGUUGCCAGAAUUAUCUGUCCCAAAAAAUGAAGGUUGGGCUACAUUUGAUACGCCUACACCCAUGACAUCUAUUGCAGGUACGACUGAAAAUUGUACCCCUGCAAAAAUACCUUCUACUGAUGGAGGUCCUCCAGGAAAGUUGGACUCAGUUUUAUCCAUGGAUGCAAGCAUGCAGUGGCCACUAUUUCAAGAUUCUAAUGCUCAUGGUCCUUUAUCAAUGUCUAAUCCAUGGGAUCAGGGUCUACAUAAUGUUCAAGCCUCCACUAAUGUAACCAGUACCCCGUUAUGGAAUGCUUUUGAAGAUGCUAUUGGACAUCUUUCGUUGGGAAGCAUUCAACAAAGUAGCGAACCACAUGUUGCAGUAUCCAAGCCUUCAACCGCUGAUCAGUUUUUAGGAUCAAGAGUUUUAGAGGACCCUGAUAAUGAUGGGAUUCAAAGAGCUGCUUCGGCUGGUGGCCCUCCUCUUCCUAGUGUACCAACUCAUGUCACUGGCCCGCCUGAUGCACCAUCAGAGCUUGCCCUUAUGGGAGGAACACAAUCACAAAGAACUGAUAAAAAAUCUUCUAACCCAUUUGAUCUUCCAUAUGAUUCUGAUUUGGAACAGAGCAGUAUGUUCUUGGACAUGAGCUCUCUCCAAGCAGCCCUGCCAUCAAAUCCUCAGUUGCCAUCUGCAUUCCUUGGUGGUGUAACUCAACCAUGGUUUCCUCAAAAACCAGUCACACCUUAUAUCCCAGCUGCACCUCAAGGGGGCUUAGCGUAUGUGGCAGGAUCAACACCAAGCUCCCAAUUACCGAAUGGCCAAACACAAGGCCCUGUUGCUUCUAUUGGAGGAAACCCUUUCGCAUAGGAUGCUGUGGUUGAAAGGAAUGUUUUCAUCAUCCUCUUCCUUUGGUGUUGUUGAAAGGUUUUCCAUGACUAAUUAUUUUCAAAUCUCUUCCAUAUAUUAGAAUCUUUUCUUUCCCUUCCCCCCUUUGCUGUCUUAUUUGCCUGUAUUCUUUUUUAUUUAUUUAAAAUAAAACCUGUGUACAAAAACUAGCAGAAAAUUUGCAAGGUCCCAGAAAUUCUUAGUGAUUUGCAUCAAAUUCUGGCCUCAUGUUUGUAUCCUAAUUGUAGUUCAAGAAAAGGGCGAUGUUAUAUAGAUGAGUGUAGCUAUAAGGAUUGUAUUAGGUUAUGUGUUUCUUUGGGUUCAACUUAAGAUGUGGAUCUGUAUUUACCUUCUUUGCCCAUGCUUCAAAUGAAACAUGCAACAAUGAUCAGCUGACUUUACUUUGUAUUUUUCUCUAUUUU